AGCCAGGUGCAAACAUUUCCUGUCAGUUGGCAGAAAACAACCUUGAAGAACCUUCCUGGGUAGCUGUUGGAGUUCAGAAAACUUAGGGAUGGAGCCUCCCAAGAUGAACCCUGUGGUGGAGCCACUGUCCUGGAUGCUGGGCACCUGGCUGUCGGACCCACCAGGGGCCGGUACCUUUCCGACACUGCAGCCCUUCCAUUACCUGGAGGAGGUACACAUCUCGCAUGUGGGCCAGCCCAUGCUCAACUUCUCGUUCAACUCCUUCCAUCCAGACACGCGCAAGCCCAUGCACAGGGAGUGCGGCUUCAUCCGCCUCAAGCCUGACACCAACAAGGUGGCCUUCAUCAGUGCACAGAACACAGGUAUUGUGGAGGUAGAGGAGGGCGAGGUGAAUGGGCAGGAGCUGUGCAUUGCAUCUCACUCCAUUGCCAGGAUCUCCUUCGCCAAGGAGCCCCAUGUGGAGCAGAUCACCCGAAAAUUCCGGCUGAAUUCUGAAGGCAAACUCGAACAGACAGUCUCCAUGGCAACCACAACACAGCCAAUGACUCAGCAUCUUCGCGUCACCUACAAGAAGGUGACCCCCUGACCCGAGCCAGCGGCAGUGCCUGCAGGCCUGGCAUGGUCACAGCAGCAGGGGUCCUGCUGCCCACAGUGGAGAGUAGUCCAGAGGUUGCUAUAAUGGCAUAGAGAAACCAAAUAAAAGGCCUUUAUUUUUAUGGCUGAGGA
Molecule: messenger RNA, 726 nt
Organism: Fukomys damarensis (Damara mole-rat)
Lineage: Eukaryota; Metazoa; Chordata; Mammalia; Rodentia; Bathyergidae
Product: THAP domain-containing protein 4
Exons: 5
Coding region: 89-586 (165 amino acids)
Source: RefSeq, a predicted model, not a curated record